GGUAGCACUCGGCCGCUUGACUCACCAAUAGCCUCGCUGCCGCCUUCAUCCUCAGCAGGCUGACCCGUAGCAACCAAGUGCAACCUGCUGCCUACGACUCCGCCUUCUUCCACCAUCCUGCCUCCAAAAAGACCUCUCCUGCCUCCUUCGCCUUCACUCCGACAACUCCAAAACUCCCAUCCUCGUCAGCACAAUGAGCACCAAUCGGGCCCGUCGUAUCCAGAAGGAGAUUGCCGACAUCAAGCAGGACAGCCUCUCGCAGAUCAUAAUCGACAUUGCAGGCGCUGACGAUGACAUCUCACAUCUGCGGGGCCAAUUCAAGGGGCCGCCAGACACACCGUACGAGGGAGGUGUCUUCAGCGUCGACAUCCGGAUGCCGCCAGAGUACCCUUUCCGCCCCCCAAUCAUGAAGUUCGACACCAAGAUCUGGCAUCCCAACGUGAGCAGUCAAACAGGAGCUAUCUGCCUUGACACGCUGUCGUCCCAAUGGUCGCCCGUCCUCACAAUCAAGUCCGCCCUCAUAUCCCUACAAUCCCUCCUGAGCACGCCAGAGCCAAAAGACCCACAGGACGCAGAAGUGGCAAGCAUGCUACUAAAGAACCCGGCGGAAUUCGAGCACGUUGCCCGCGACUGGUCCGUGAAGUACGCUGGAGCACCCAAGAGGGAGCGGGGCGAGGGCAGCGGAGGGGCAACAGCAGAGACGAUCAAGCAGAAGGCGGCGAUGCAGAAGCAGAACGAGGAGAAAGCCAAGCUAGCUGCCUAUCACGGGUACAACAAAGAUCUCAUCGACCGCUUCGUCGCCAUGGGCUUCGACGUCGAGGGCGUCGUCGCCGCCUUCGAGUACGUUGGCAUCGACAAGAUGGGCGGCGAGGACUACGAGCUGGAGGAAGCAUAUAUGGGCGAUAUCACGGCACGGCUGUUCAACGAGGCGUAGGUGGACGAUUGCGGGGUUCGUUCCGGUUCUCCAAUCUCCAACCCUCCCUGCAACGUCGCCGCCACAUUAGUCCAUUUCAUUACACCAUCCCAAGACACGUUUUACGGAAAUUCAUCACAUGCCCAUU
Messenger RNA from Mytilinidion resinicola, 1061 nucleotides. RefSeq lists its product as uncharacterized. Lineage: Eukaryota; Fungi; Ascomycota; Dothideomycetes; Mytilinidiales; Mytilinidiaceae. Gene Ontology annotation, biological process: protein polyubiquitination; proteasome-mediated ubiquitin-dependent protein catabolic process. The transcript has 3 exons. The coding region runs from base 194 to 934 and encodes 246 amino acids. Gene Ontology annotation, cellular component: nucleus. Gene Ontology annotation, molecular function: protein binding; ubiquitin conjugating enzyme activity. The record is from RefSeq and is a predicted model, not a curated record.